Messenger RNA from Cetraspora pellucida, 1119 nucleotides. The record is from the annotation of a GenBank genome assembly. NCBI's taxonomy places the organism in Eukaryota, Fungi, Glomeromycota, Glomeromycetes, Diversisporales, Gigasporaceae.
AUGGGUCGUAAAAAGAUUCAGAUAAAACCUAUUAAAGACGAGAGAAAUCGUCAAGUGACUUUUUUGAAGCGCAAGUAUGGGCUUAUGAAGAAAGCUUACGAGCUCAGUGUAUUGUGCGAUUGUGAGAUCGCAUUAAUUAUUUUUAAUUCAAAUAAUAAGCUUGUUCAAUAUGCGAGCACGGAUAUUGACAAAAUCUUAUUGAAAUACACUGAGUACAGUGAACCUCAUGAAAGUAAAGGUAACCAUGAUCGAUAUGGUAUGCCAUCCCCACAACAGACGUAUUCCUCAACACAAGUAUCCGGACAAUCCGGUCCAUAUUCCAUUAAUAAUUAUCCUAUGUACGCACAAUCUCAACAUCAGCAAUUUAUGGUUCAACAGACCCAACAAUUUUAUCCACAGGUUACUCAAGCCAUGCAUCAAUCCAUGACACCCAUGUCUUUACCAAUUACGAAUGUGCCUAUGCAGGUACCAGCUUCUAUUGCACCCAAUGUACCUGUAGAUGUACCCACAACCACAUCCAUUUCGUCUCCUCAAUUAUCAAGCUCUAAUACACAGAGCUUACCUAUGUCUCAAACUCCACAAAUUGAUACAAACGGGGAUCUCAUGUCACCUUCACUCAUAACAUCUUCUCCAAAGAAGCCAAAACUCCGUGUUCAAAUUCCGGAGGCAAAAGAAAAGCAGUCAACCCCUAAUGCAGUACAACAACCACAGACAAUUAAGUCUGAUCCAUCACCAGAACAAGAAACUAUUUCUGACCCGCAGCAAACGAUGAUAUCACAACCGCUGCAAUCGUCUCGCCCUACUCCGGGUACCACUGAAACGGGUCCGACGUCUGCCUUGCCUUCUCAAUUUGCACAGAAUUUACCAUCACCAUCAACCUUUUUUUCAGAAUUUUAUAAAACAGCCGAAUUACCAAGUCCCCUCACAUUUGGUAAUACACCCACAAGUGCUAAUCCCGGAGCUUUUCCUUGGCCAGCUCCUCGUAUGAAUUACAUGCAUCAACCUUCACCAUUGGCCAAGCAUGAAUCUAGUUCUAAUCCAUUAAAGAAUCGACCAGCGCCAACCGAUGAAGAAGAAGACGGUGAUAGCGAGCCAGAAAAGAAAAAGACGAAACAAUGA